Molecule: messenger RNA, 426 nt
Organism: Staurois parvus
Lineage: Eukaryota; Metazoa; Chordata; Amphibia; Anura; Ranidae
Source: the annotation of a GenBank genome assembly
AUAUAACGAGAAACUCUGAUGGUGACAUCUGAUGUAAGGGGGGGCUCUGAUGGGGACCCUGAUGUAAGGGGGUGCUCUGAUGGGGACCCUGAUGUAAGGGGGUGCUCUGAUGGGGAUCCUGAUGUAAGGGGGUGCUCUGAUAGGAACCCUGAUGUAAGGGGGUGCUCUGAUGGGGACCCUGAUGUAAGGGGGUACUCUGAUGAGGCCCCUGAUGUAAGGGGGUGCUCUGAUGGGGACCCUGAUGUAAGGGGGUACUCUGAUGAGGCCCCUGAUGUAAGGGGGUACUCUGAUGGGGACCCUGAUGUAAGGGGGUACUCUGAUGGGGACCCUGAUGUAAGGGGGCACUCUGAUGGGGACCCUGAUGUAAGGGGGUACUCUGAUGGGGACCCUGAUGUAAGGGGGCACUCUGAUGGGGACCCUGAUGUA